This is a messenger RNA of Rotaria sp. Silwood2, 411 nucleotides long. The record is from the annotation of a GenBank genome assembly. NCBI's taxonomy places the organism in Eukaryota, Metazoa, Rotifera, Eurotatoria, Philodinida, Philodinidae.
AUGAAGUGGACUUGGGGAAUCAUUAUAAACUCAACAUGUCAACGACUAAUGACCACUCCAUCGAUCUAUAUGAAUUUAACGUGUUGCUCUGUGAAUUUGUGUAAUGAUGAAAGUUCGAAUACGAUUCCACCACCAAAUAAUACAACUACCAUAGCCAAUACUGUCUCUGUAGCCGAUACCACUACCAAGGGCGCUACAACUACGCAGACCGAUACAACUACCAAAGUUGGCACAACUACCAAGGUCGAUACAACUACCAUGGGUACAACGACUAUCAAGGACACCACAACUACUGAAGGAAAUACAAUAAAAACGACAGGUACUACCACAGCACCAGGCGGUACUAAUCAUCUGACUUUCUCUCCACGUCUUCUUUUUACGUUUUUGCUCGCUUUUCUAAUAGAAAAAUAA